Messenger RNA from Oxyura jamaicensis (ruddy duck), 2754 nucleotides. It is a transcript of the gene MEI4, whose product is annotated as meiotic double-stranded break formation protein 4. Gene Ontology annotation, cellular component: lateral element. The transcript is spliced from 5 exons. Bases 320 to 1552 code for a protein of 410 amino acids. Gene Ontology annotation, biological process: spermatogenesis; DNA recombination; homologous chromosome pairing at meiosis. Lineage: Eukaryota; Metazoa; Chordata; Aves; Anseriformes; Anatidae. The record is from RefSeq and is a predicted model, not a curated record.
UGACCAGCAGCUCUAGCCCAUGCACCAAACCAUUGCCUCUAAGCCUCGCUUCAGGGCCUUCCUUGCCCACUUCCCUCAUGCAGGGGGACUCCCUUUCUGAAGACAGGAAAGUAGUUGUUAAUUCAGCCAUCUUCUGUAAUGCUGCCACACUUUCCCUGCCCUUUGUUUUCCCAUCAAGCAUAGACAAGGGCCUGGCAGGGCCCAGGCAGGCCUGGAGCCGGGAGCUUGCCUGCCCCAGCGUGGCCCUCAGCCCCGGGGCUGUGCUGCCACCUGUGAGGGGGCAGUGUGGAUCUGAGUGGGCUGCCUGUGAGGGCUCGCCAUGGAGCUCCGGAGCAUCCCCCAAAGUGGGGAUCCUGCUGCAGAAGUCAAAGGCAGAAGAGAAAAUCAAGUCUGGUAUUUGAAAAUAUCAAAACUGGCUCUGGCUUUUGCAAUUAUCCACUCAAAACCACCAGGGAAGAGCUGCAAAGAAUACACUGAGCAUCUUGCCAAAAUUGUAUCUGAACAAGAUUUUGGCUGGAAAUCGAAAGUUGAAGUACUAGAAGCUGAAGUUUUUCGAUUACGUCAGGAACUUCUUUUGAACAAGAUCUGUCGGAGAGUCUGCUUGGAAAGUGGUAAACCAGGUGUCCUUGCUGAAACUCAUCUGGAUCAGGAAUGUAUAAAUCCUGUGAGUAACUCAAGCCAGUUAGAAGACUCUGGAUGUGAUGUGUCUGACUACGCAUUCGAUUCUUUAGGCAUUGCUUCUGAUUUUCACCAAUUUGAGCAUAAUAUUGACACAUCUAAAAGUUGGUUGGAAAUAGUUCCCCCAUUGAAUCUUUGCUCUGCUAGCAAGGAUGAAUCGCUGACUGCUCCGGUACAGUUUUUUCAACAUCUGCUUGAAAUAAGAAAACUGUCAGAAGGAGGAAUUCUGCAAGCAGACUUUACAGAGCUUGAGAAUGAUUCUUUUACCAUAUGCAAUUCAGUGUCUCAGUUGCUUGAUGGACUGACUGCUUUUUUCAACAGUCCUAAAUUUCCUGUUUCAAAUGUUCUUACUGAGGCAGUUUGUGUUUUGAUCAAAUUAAUAACUAAUACUAAAUUAUCUAAUCAUGUUCUGAAGAAAUGUUUCAAGAAGCUGGAAGAAUUUAAGAAAAAUCUAAUUCAGAUCAUUUUAAGAAACAGCAGUGUCAAUAGGUUUCAGGCACUGGAUGCUGUAUCACACACUCUGCUUUUGCUAGGAAGGAACAACAUACUAAGGAAUUCUUUGGUAUCUUUUCUACUGUCAGAACUACGGCAGUUUGCUGAGCAGCUGUUGCAAGCUUACCAGAUCCAUGAAAUGUAUGACAUUACUCAGUAUGAAAAUAUUUUUUCUUUGUUCAUGAUUCUGGAACAACUUCUUCAAUAUGAGACAGAAAAAAGUAAUAUUUCAAGCUUGGACUAUGAUGGAGAAGAAAAAAUCAAAUUUCUGAAGAACCUUGAUCAAAUUAUUCUUCAUCUUUCAGAUGAAUUCCCUUUGUUUUCUUUAUAUUUAUGGAGAGUGAGUGUUCUUUUGAACUCAGCUCAAAUACAAAUUGAUUAAAAUAACCAACCUACUUCUUAACAGUGCCUUUGUUGUGGGACUGCAUUGGAAAAUGUUCGAGCCAGACAGGAAAAUUGUAGUUAUUGGAAAACAUUUACUUUAAACUACUAUGCUGUACAGCAGUUUCAGAGAUAAUGCAAUUUAUUUCCAAUUUUAAAUAUAAAGAAAUGUAAUAAUCCAGAUGCUGUUUUGAAUAAAAGCUAUUUAUUGUAAUGGAAAACAAUAUGUUGGUGUUUGCAUACACAGUGAAAAUGCUACCAAAGAAAAUUGUUUCAGGUGAUGCUCAAUAUGCACUAUGAACUUUAAAGCCAAGAAAUAAUGGGUGUGUAGACCUAGGCUUCCACAUUAGGAAACAAAGAGUUCUGUAGCUUCUGUGUGCAUGGGAGACAUUCGAUGGUUGGGCAUACUGAUAAUAUGAAAUAAAAGACUGAACAUCUGUAAAAAAUGGCAAUGACAUGCUCAGUACGAUGGAGCAAAAAUUGCUGUCUGAUAAUGGAAUUUUAAAAAAUGUUUAUUUUUAAAUACGGUAACUUAUCAAUACCUAUUCUUCUAGGAUGGUCUUAGUUUCUGAUUUAAUCAAAAUAAUUAUUAUCUGAGCAAAAUAAAAUCUGAUGCUUAGUUUUACAACUUUCUUACUUUCACUGUAUAUUGCUUGGCUUUCCUCUGUGUGUGUAAACAGUAGGCCUAAUUUACGCUGAGUUGACUAAUGAUUUCAAAGAUUGUCUGAUUAAAUUUAACUCCUUUUAUGAUUGGUUUAAAUCUUUCUGUUCAAAAUUAAUGAACAUUGAUAAAAUCUCAUUUGUAUGGUUAUUUGUUUGUUGUCUUUUUUUUACAUUUUAUUUUUGUGCAAUCCAAUUGUAUUCAUAGUAAUAAUUAACGUCACAUGUUAAUAGAAACAUAAAAAGCCUGUAAAAUGAGUUCAGCAAUAGCUUAGCUGAUCCAGAGAGGAUUUAAUAAAUUGGGGGUGGUGGUGGUGGUAAUUUUUAUAAUGACAACGUUUUUUCUGGUAGAUAAACAACAUUUGAGUUUUGUUACGUCUCCUUGUAGUGUCUAGUUACCAAAAAUCUAAAACAUUUUUAGCAUUUUUCCUUAUCCUUCCCCCUACACUUUUUAAAGACCAAUUUUUAUGUCCAAAAAUUAUCUGAAACAUGGCAUUUUCAGUACUGUAAAUAAUUUAUUUUGUUAACUUGGAUGCACUUAUU